AUGUCAGUUGAUUACAAAAACGAUGUUCUUCUUCUCACUUGUGCGAGCGGCAAGCAAUGUUCCCGGCUGAUUCCUCUUCUCUACAAUACAUGGAAACAACUGCGGCUCGCUGUGAACACUACGUCCUCCGAGGAGCUUCUGAAGACAAAGUACCCUAAUGCGACAGUUGUGCGAGCCGACAUGUCCCGUAUCGACGAUGCGCGGCGCAUAUUGUCGGGAGUUACGACCGUGCUUUACAUAGGGCCAUCUCUUCAUAGCCAUGAAACUGAAAUCGGGUACACCAUGAUCGACGCUGCGCGCCACGAAUCCCGGCACGGUACUUUUAAGCACUUCGUUUACUCGUCCGUGCUGCAUCCGCAAAUCCGCAAAUUGAUGAAUCACGAUUGCAAGCGCUACGUGGAGGAAUACCUGAUUGAAUCCGGGCUCAACUACACCAUCGUUCAACCGAGUCAUAUCCUGGAUCAGUUUCCGGUGGAGAAAUUGCUGCAACCGGAAGAACCUGUCUUCCCUGCCCGCUUUGAUCCACAAGUAACGUUCUCAUUUACCGCCCUACAGGACCUGGCGGAAGCAUUCGCGGGUAUUUUCAAUGAGAGAGAGAAGCAUUACCUGGCAGAGUACACAGCCUGCUCCACUGGACCAACCUCCUAUGCCGACUUAAUUGCGAUGCUAAGUGGGGAAAUCGGCAAGCCUAUUCAGAUCCCAGAGAAGGGGUACUUUGAAUCCGCAGACCAAUUUCAAAGUAUGUUCGCUGGGAAGGAGGGCGAUGUUCCACCAGGUACCCGUGAUGCGAUCCAUCGACUGCUACUCUACUACAAUUUUUAUGGAAUCAAAGGCAAUACGAACGUGUUAGAGUGGUUAAUUGGACGGAAGCCCACAACUGUUGAGAACUUUCUUCGUCAAAAAAUCUUGGAAAUCCGAAACUCCUAG
Penicillium cinerascens is the source of this 927-nucleotide messenger RNA. RefSeq lists its product as uncharacterized. The record is from RefSeq and is a predicted model, not a curated record. Bases 1 to 927 code for a protein of 308 amino acids. The transcript has a single exon. NCBI's taxonomy places the organism in Eukaryota, Fungi, Ascomycota, Eurotiomycetes, Eurotiales, Aspergillaceae.